AUGAAGAACGCCCUUGAGCUCAAGCAUCUCACAGAGGGCCUUGUGCUCCCGAUGGUGGAUAUCGACAAGGGUCUAAAGAGCAGUUAUCUGAGCCCGAGACCGGUCAACAUCCCCACGAGCUACCUUUCUCGUCGCGCAGAGACGUCAGAGCUCUCUCGUUCUCAAGCUGAACAAAAGCAUACUCAGCUCGAUGCUUCAAAAAAGUGUCCGCCAGUUGGAGACGCCUUCCCCGCUCAUGUUCGAGAUCGCCGCGUAACGCAAGAGUUACGCGAUCAAAGAGGAUCUCGGGGACACACGCUCUCCCGCGAUAGUUUAAGAAGUGUUUUCCCUCCUCCUCCGUCUCCAUUAGAGGACUCUCGCGGUGGCCAGUGCUAUCUGAUUGAGCGGCUGUUGAACCACCGCGAUGUAAACGGACGUCGGACAAGUUACCUCGUCCGGUGGCGCGUUUAUCCUCCGUCCUGGGAUACUUGGGAGCCCCGCUCCCAACUGAUGAUUGACGUACUGGGUCUGGUUGAGCAUUACGACGCGGCACAUCCUGUGCCGAAGAAGGACCGCCGGAGCAAGUCUUCCCGGCACGGUCGUAAAGACAUUUCAGGUCGUCAAUCCCUUCGUACAUCUCACUAG
Molecule: messenger RNA, 624 nt
Organism: Peronospora matthiolae
Lineage: Eukaryota; Oomycota; Peronosporomycetes; Peronosporales; Peronosporaceae
Source: the annotation of a GenBank genome assembly